Molecule: messenger RNA, 975 nt
Organism: Apiotrichum porosum
Lineage: Eukaryota; Fungi; Basidiomycota; Tremellomycetes; Trichosporonales; Trichosporonaceae
Gene: NOP1
Product: Small subunit processome complex component
Exons: 6
Coding region: 1-975 (324 amino acids)
Biological process (GO): box C/D sno(s)RNA 3'-end processing; rRNA methylation
Cellular component (GO): nucleolus; small-subunit processome; box C/D methylation guide snoRNP complex
Molecular function (GO): RNA binding; rRNA methyltransferase activity; histone H2AQ104 methyltransferase activity
Source: RefSeq, a predicted model, not a curated record
AUGGCAUUCGGCGAACGCGGUGGACGUGGUGGUGGUGGUCGCGGCGGUGGUCGCGGUGGCUCGUUCGGCGGACGCGGUGGCGGCCGCGGCGGUGGUGCCGGUGGUGGCCGUGGUGGCUUUGGCGGUGGUGGCCGUGGUGCCCCCGGCGGUCGCGGCGGUGCCGGUGGCCGUGGCCGUGGUGCUCCUGGUGGCCGUGGUGGUGGCCGCGGUGGUGCCCGUGGCGGCAAGGCUGGUCUCGGCAAGGGCCCCGGUGCUGUCACCAUUGAGAACCACAAGCACGCUGGUGUCUACAUUGCCAAGGGCAAGGAGCACCUCCUUGUUACCCGCAACCUCACCCCCGGUGAGAGCGUGUACGGUGAGAAGCGCAUCUCGGUCGCUACCAUGAACGCGGAGGGUGAGGAAGAGAAGGUCGAGUACCGUGUGUGGAACCCCUUCCGCUCCAAGCUUGCCGCUGGUAUCCUCGGUGGUCUUGACAACAUCCAUAUCAAGCCCGGAGCCAAGGUCCUCUACCUCGGUGCCGCCUCGGGUUCGUCGGUCUCGCACGUUGCCGACAUUGUCGGCCCCGAGGGUGUCGUCUACGCCGUCGAGUUCUCGCACCGCCCGGGUCGUGACCUUAUCGGCAUGGCCAAGAAGCGCACCAACGUUAUCCCCAUCGUUGACGACGCUCGUCACCCCCAGAAGUACCGCAUGCUCCUCCAGAUGGUCGACGUCAUCUUCGCCGACGUUGCCCAGCCUGACCAGGCCCGUAUCAUUGCCCUCAACGCCCACCACUUCCUCAAGCAGGGUGGUGCCAUUGUCAUCUCGAUCAAGGCCAACUGUAUCGACUCGACCGCGCCCGCUGCCCAGGUCUUCGCUUCCGAGGUCAACAACAUGCGCAAGGAGGGCAUCAAGCCCAAGGAGCAGCUCACCCUCGAGCCUUACGAGCGUGACCACGCCAUUGUCGUUGGUAUCUACGAGCGCAACUCUGGCAACUAA